Paraphaeosphaeria sporulosa is the source of this 339-nucleotide messenger RNA. RefSeq lists its product as uncharacterized. The record is from RefSeq and is a predicted model, not a curated record. Bases 62 to 238 code for a protein of 58 amino acids. The transcript has a single exon. NCBI's taxonomy places the organism in Eukaryota, Fungi, Ascomycota, Dothideomycetes, Pleosporales, Didymosphaeriaceae.
ACGGUACAUUAUAGAGAGAAGCGGACUGACCCGUUACCGUACCUAGUUACCGCCCACGCGGAUGCCAGGAGACUUUGACGAAAAUACGAGCGUACCCGAUGGGUAUAUGCGGAGUCCUUCCUCAGUACCGCUUGCAGAUAGGGAAAUCGCUAUUAUGGGGCCCAAAUUAUCUCUGAUUCCGAUGCGAAUGCCUGACGAAUCUCUUCUAAUUGCCUCUCAUAUUCGGUGGGAUUCUUAGUCAGGUGAUAUAUUGUGCCAGCAAAUUCCGUGGCAAUUAUUUAUCCACCUACAAUUCGAUAGGGUCCAUAUCAGCGGUGCUGCAUUCUCAGACUUGAAUAU